AAAUAUACUCCUGCCUCUCUCGAUUGAAAGGCGGCAGAAACUCCCAAGCUAACAAUUACAAAGACAAACGAGUCAACACAGAUAGAGAGAUGAACAACUUUGGCAGAAGAAGUGAUGAUGAAGAAGAGAAGGGUCUUCUUUGGAAGCUUCCAGAAGUCAGGUUUAAAGACUUCGGCAAGGUUGGCCCAGCUUUCGGCCUCGGCGCUGGCUGCGGUGUUGGUUUCGGCGUUGGCCUUGUCGGAGGGGUUGGUCUGGGUCCUGGAAUUCCUGGAUUACAAAUGGGAAUUGGGUUUGGAGCUGGAUGUGGAAUUGGGUAUGGAUUUGGGUAUGGAAUAGGUAGAGGUGUAGCUCAUGAUGACAAGAGAAGAUACUCUAAUGUCGCCAAGUUCUUUCAUGGUCCCGGAAAUCUUCCAACCCAGGAUGAGAUGGCUGGCCUCAUUGAUGAGCUAGUCAUCAACACCAAGAAGCUGGUCCAAGCGACUUCUAGAGAAAUUGAGAAGUGGAGAAAAUAAGCUGAUUUUCUUGGGUUCUUGGUGUACACAUCUCAUUAUUAGGAACUCAUAGCCAUGAUGUUGCAGCUAGUCUGUGUGAAGCUAUGCUAUAUUUUGAUUCAAAUGUGUGCUAUCUAGUUAGGAAUGUACAGAGUUGCUACUUUUAUGAAAUUUAUGAAACCCAAUGUCUAUUUGAUUCAA
Molecule: messenger RNA, 692 nt
Organism: Ricinus communis (castor bean)
Lineage: Eukaryota; Viridiplantae; Streptophyta; Magnoliopsida; Malpighiales; Euphorbiaceae
Product: keratin, type II cytoskeletal I
Exons: 3
Coding region: 90-512 (140 amino acids)
Source: RefSeq, a predicted model, not a curated record